UAAUAUUUUCUUAUAAAAAUAUGGCCAAUUCGGACAUUUUAAAUUGUUCUUCAAACACUUCAACAUCUCAUUCAUCAUCAUCGAAUUGUAAUAAUGAUCUGCAACAACAAAAAACAAUAUCUAGUAAUGGUCAACAGGCAGAAAUCAGUCAAACAAACAUAAAUCGUAGUCGACAAAGAUGGCAAUUAUUAUCAAAAGCUGUACGUAUGAAACAAUUUGAUCUACAAGAAUUACAAAUGUUAAGAAACACUACUACUGUUACUACUAAUGAUUCAUUAAUUGUUUAUGAUAAUUCAACAUCUACGGCAUCUGAUUCAAUUUCAUCGGAAAAUUCUGAUUCAAGAAAUUCAUCAUUCAUUGAACAAAUUGAUCGUAAUCAUUUAUUACAUUUAAUCGAAACUUAUGGUCUUAUUGAUUAUAAUUAUCAAUUUAAUAAUGAAUCAAAUUCUAAUGAUGAUUGGAUUGAAUGUCAAUGGAACAAACGAUUGUAUGGUGAUAAUAAUUUUUCCGAUACUGAUAUCGAUGAUGAUGAUGAGGAUGAUGAUGAUGAUAAUGAAGAUACCGGUGCUACAACAAAUAUUGAUGGUGAUAACAACAAUAAUCAAUUAGAAUUGUAUAUUAAAUUAGUACAUAAUCGAUUAAAAUUAAAAGAUUUAGCUGGUUUUGAUAAUUCGGGUAAUGUUCGUGUUUGGUCAUCCGAAGAAGCAAUGGGUUAUUUAUUAGCUCAUAAUCAUAAUGUAAGAACUCAACUUCAAGGACGAAUAUUAUGUGAAUUAGGAUCUGGUUGUUCAGCAUUAGCCGGAUUGAUUGCAGCAAAAUCUGGUCUGGCUACAGAAAUCUAUCUUACCGAUGGUAAUGAACGAUGUGUACUUAAUAUCAAACAAAUUGUUCAAAGAAAUUUUCCCGAAAUGAAUACUGUACACAAAAAAUCAGAGACAGAGAAAGAAUUGAAGAUUAUUGUACAGCAAUUAUGUUGGAAUCAACCUGAACAUUAUGAAGAGCUGAAAAAUCAUAUUGAAAUAAUUAUCUGUGCUGAUUGUUUAUUUCGUUCGGAUGCACAUCAAUCAUUGAUUGAAACUAUUGAUUUUUUAUUGGUCAACAAUGAUCAGAAUAUUGGUCAAGCAUUUAUUAUGGCACCAAGACGUGGUGAUAAACUUGAUCGAUUUAUUCGUCGUGUAUUCGAUGAUGGUCGAUUCUUUUUACAGGUUUAUCGUGAUUAUGAUCAACAUUUUACUCAACAUUUUGAAAAAUUACGAAAACAAGAUCCACAAAGAUAUGAAAUGGAUACUACAUAUCCUUAUCUGUUGAUUAUGAAUCGUCGUUCCGGUGCUCAACAAUAGUCUUUAAUAUCUUUAAAUUGUCGAAUGUGCACAGUGAAUGCUGCCUUCUUAUAUGUCUCUUUUUCUUAGAUGGAGACAAUAUCGAUUCGAAUCUAUUCCCCUUAA
Messenger RNA from Dermatophagoides pteronyssinus (European house dust mite), 1445 nucleotides. RefSeq lists its product as uncharacterized. Gene Ontology annotation, molecular function: calmodulin-lysine N-methyltransferase activity. Lineage: Eukaryota; Metazoa; Arthropoda; Arachnida; Sarcoptiformes; Pyroglyphidae. Gene Ontology annotation, cellular component: cytoplasm. The record is from RefSeq and is a predicted model, not a curated record.